This is a messenger RNA of Musa acuminata AAA Group (dessert banana), 2371 nucleotides long. RefSeq lists its product as uncharacterized. NCBI's taxonomy places the organism in Eukaryota, Viridiplantae, Streptophyta, Magnoliopsida, Zingiberales, Musaceae. Gene Ontology annotation, cellular component: cytoplasm. Gene Ontology annotation, molecular function: protein prenyltransferase activity. The record is from RefSeq and is a predicted model, not a curated record. The coding region runs from base 792 to 2129 and encodes 445 amino acids. Gene Ontology annotation, biological process: protein prenylation. The transcript is spliced from 11 exons.
GAAAAAAUCCAAAGGAAAUAAAGAAAUAGUUGAGUUACUUUUUGUUUUCAAACUAUGAGAAUAAUGGCCGGAAUUUGUUUCCAAAACCAAAAACUAGAAAACAAAUUUUAGAUGGAGGAUUUCUUAUUCCCACGAGAAUCUACCCAACUGGCAUACGCCUCUUUCCCCCCGACGCACGGCGGCGAUUGGCUGCCGAUACGCGUUCCUUCUUUCCUCGGACGAAAGUCCGCGAUUGGCUGCCGGCACGCGUUGAUCUGUCGACCCGUUGUUGGUAAGCUGUCUCCUCUCUCCCUUCCUCCUCUGGCCUUGCAUCGGCAAAGUCCCUGUGCCCUACGCCAGGGAGAUGUGUUCCCUUGUGUUCCCUUAUUCCCACGAGAAUCUACCCAACUGGCAUGCGCCUCCUUCCCCCCGACGCACGGCGACGAUUGGCUGCCGAUACGCGUUCCUUCUUUCCUCGGACGAAAGUCCGCGAUUGGCUGCCGGCACGCGUUGAUCUGUCGACCCGUUGUUGGUAAGCUGUCUCCUCUCUCCCUUCCUCCUCUGGCCUUGCAUCGGCAAAGUCCCUGUGCCCUACGCCAGGGAGAUGUGUUCCCUUGUGUUCCCUUAUUCCCACGAGAAUCUACCCAACUGGCAUGCGCCUCCUUCCCCCCGACGCACGGCGACGAUUGGCUGCCGAUACGCGUUCCUUCUUUCCUCGGACGAAAGUCCGCGAUUGGCUGCCGGCACGCGUUGAUCUGUCGACCCGUUGUUGUUUGUUUCCUUUCAGUUUCUAGAGACAGAAGGUUUGAAUAAUGGAGAAGGAUUCAAGCUUUCCAGGAGGAUACGAGACGAAUCUACUAGAGCAAUUCGAAGUUAUUUUGGAAGAAGAUAAGCUUAUUGACGAAAUAGGCUUUUUGCACCCAUCCCAGUUUGCAUCUCUUGAUGAGGAUUCAAGCAGUUCCUCUCCCACACUCGCAACUUCAGUUCGGUUAGCUGAUGGUAACAUUGAGACGAGUAUUACAGAGUCAAAUACAGUCCAAUAUGACAAGACAACCUUUUGGAAUAGAGAUCAUAAGUUGGCAAUCUCCACACAUGUGCUCUGUCAUUUAUGUGUUGCUGCUCGGCAUGCGUAUAUGGAUGUAUCCAGAAGAUAUAAAGCCUCUAUCAACUUAUCUCUGAACAGCGGUGCUUUCUGUAGUGUAACUUCUGGAGCAAACUUAGAUCAUCUUCUGGAAAAUGAGAUACUAAAACACACUAAGGCCUUAUUGAUUUUAAGUUUCAACUUUGCCAGUGCUUGGAAUUGCAGGAGAUUAGUGCUUUCUAGGAAACUUGAGAUUUCACUGUUUUUGGAGGAGCUCCGAUUCUCCACACUUAUUCUUGCAUAUGCGCCAAAAUGUGAUUAUGCCUGGAGUCAAAGGAGAUGGGUUAUUAAGAUACUGGGAGAGAAGUGUCAGAACUUACAAGAUAUUAUUAGGGAGGAAUCUGAUCUUGUGGAGAAAAUAGCAGAGAAAUCAAAGAUGAAUUAUCGUGCAUGGACCCACCGUUGUUGGCUUAUAUCUUACAUGAAAAGAGUUCAGGUGCUUGGUGAGUUGGACAAAUCAAAAAAAUGGGCAGAGCUGCAUGUUGCUGAUAAUUGCUGUUUCAACUAUCGUAGACAAUUGAUGCUUAACUUGCUAGAGGGCAAUCAUUUGAAACAUGGUGAAGCUUCCACCGAUUGCAAGUUUGAUGUUUGUUUUAUUUGGAAGGAAGAGCUCGAAUGGAAUGAGUUGCUCUUAACUCGCUAUAUUGGAAGAGAGGCCUUAUGGAUCCAUCGCCGGUUCCUCUCUCAAUGUUGGAUAAAACACUUCACGACCAACGAAGGAGCAGUCAUCCUGGAUCCUGAUGACAAUCUUAUUAGCUCCAAAAUCGAAAAAUUUCUUGCUAAAGAGCUGCAGCUUGUAAAAUCCUGCCUGAACAUCUCACCUGAUGAAUUUGAUGAUACACAAGAUCAAGCACGAUAUGGCGCUUCAUAUUUACUGUGGAUUUUGAAGUUCUUCCUGCCUCAACAAUCCAAGCAUGAAGAGAUCAUCAAGGGAGUCAAAGAUCUGAAACCCAUUCUGCUGAAGACUUGCUCAGGAAAAAAUACAUGUUGGGAAAGUCUACUAAAUUGACUGCCUACCACAGGAAAACUGUUUAAGGUGUUAUCUUCAGCUAUUAAUCUCUAAUUUUAUGAUACUGCUCCCUUAAAAAAGUCAAUCAUAUCUGUAAACUGAUGUGUCAUUGUUAGUUUGGUUGACUGUUUUCUCUAAGUCAACUCUAAUUGUAUCAUAAAUAUUGUAGUAAGAACAGUAUUACUAUUUUCCCAUGGAAAAUCUUAUGAAUUAUUAAUGUCAAAACAUGAAGAUUAUUAUUC